AAGGGAUUUUUUUCCUAAAAAAAAAGAGAAAAGGGGGAGAAAAAGAAGAAGAAAAGGGACAAGUUGCGUCGGCCAGGAGCAGCGUUCUGCUCUGGAAAGUGGUGCUGGCAGCUCCACUCCCCCCGUGGACCCCCCUGACAGCCUUUCACUGCUUUUUGGGGGGAAAAAAAAGGCUAAGAGGAGAAACCCCCCUGGCCCUGUGAACGGCAGCCCUGAGCCUCACCGGGAAGGCAAAAAAACCCUCAAAACCUCCUUUUUCUGCUCAAUUUUGCAGCGUUUCUCCUCCAAGAAGCCCAGGACAGGUUGGGGGGGGGAAUCCCACCGAGCACCCCCCAGCACCCCAUGGCUCAGCCCUCCAGCUGAACCAAGCAGACCCCCCUUUGCCAGCCCCCUCCCCCCCAACCCAACCACCCAAAGGACACCCAUUUCGGGGUGCCACUCCCCCCCCUUUGCAUCUCACCAGGGAUAUCCCCCCCCCCCCAAUCCAUCGCCAGGAUGUUCAGCUGGAUGCGGAAAAACGAGAAGAAGAGCCCCGAGGUGGUCCGCACCGUCACCGAGGGGCUGAAGACCCUCUACAAGAAGAAACUUUUACCAGUGGAGGAAUUUUACCGUUUCCACGAUUUCCACUCGCCGGCUUUGGAAGACGCCGAUUUUGAUAAUAAACCGAUGGUGUUGGUGGUGGGGCAAUAUUCCACUGGGAAAACCACUUUUAUCCGUUACCUGUUGGAACAGGAGAUUCCCGGGAGCCGGAUCGGUCCCGAACCCACCACCGAUUCCUUCGUGGCCAUCAUGCAUGGGGAGACGGAGGGGAUCAUGCCAGGCAACGCCCUCAUCGUCGAUCCCAAAAAACCUUUCCGGAAACUUAAUCCUUUUGGGAAUACUUUCCUCAAUCGGUUCAUGUGCGCCCACCUCCCCAACCAGGUGCUGGAGAGCAUCAGCCUGAUCGACACCCCCGGCAUCCUCUCGGGGGCCAAACAGCGCGUCUGCCGGGGUUAUGACUUCCCGGCCGUGCUGCAGUGGUUCGCCGAGCGUGUGGACCUCAUCAUCCUCCUCUUUGACGCCCACAAGCUGGAGAUCUCGGACGAGUUCUCCGAGGCCAUCCGAGCCCUCAAGGGCAACGAGGACAAGAUCCGGGUAGUCCUGAACAAGGCUGACAUGGUGGAGACGCAGCAGCUGAUGCGCGUCUACGGGGCGCUGAUGUGGUCCCUGGGAAAGGUGUUCAACACCCCCGAGGUGCUGCGUGUCUUCAUCGGGUCCUUCUGGUCCGAACCGCUCCUCAUCGCCGACAACCGGCAGCUCUUUGAGUUGGAGGAGCAGGACUUGUUCCAGGACAUCCAGAACCUGCCUCGAAAUGCCGCCCUGAGGAAGCUCAAUGACCUCGUCAAGCGGGCACGGCUCGUUAGGGUCCACGUGCACAUCAUCAGCCGCCUGAAGAAGGAGAUGCCCUCCGUCUUUGGGAAGGACAACAAGAAGAAGCAGCUCAUCGCCAAACUGCCGCUCCUCUUCACCCGUAUCCAGCUGGAGCAUCACAUCCCACCCGGAGACUUCCCCGACUGCGCCCGCAUGCAGGAGCUGCUGCUGGUCCACGACUUUGCCCGGUUCCCAGGGCUGAAGCCGCGGAUGCUGGAGGCACUGGAUGAGCUGCUGACGACCGACAUCGCCGCCCUGAUGCCGUUGCUGCGUCAAGAGGAGCUGGAAGCACCCGAGGGUGCUGGGGUGCAGGGGGGAGCCUUUGACGGUACCCGUCAGGGUCCCUUCAGCGGGACGGAAGAGGAAGAGGAAGAAGGUGAGGAAGAGGAGGAAUGGGUGGUGACGAAGGACAAGGCCAAGUACGACGAGAUCUUCUACGGGUUGGCUCCAAUGGGGGGAAAGCUGAGUGGGCGGCGGGCGCGGGGGUGGAUGGUGAGCAGCAACCUGCCCAGUUCCGUCCUGGGCCGAAUCUGGCAGCUGAGCGAUGUCGACCGCGACGGCAUGUUGGAUGCCGAAGAGUUUGCCUUGGCCGGGCACCUCAUUGGGGUGAAACUAGAGGGGAGGGGGCUGCCAGCUGACCUGCCCCCCCGCUUGGUGCCCCCCUCCAAGCGUCGGCCCAAGGGAUCCGCUGAGUAGCCCACCCCCCCCAAUCCUGCAAAGCCCCCCCCGAGAUCUCUCCCCACGCCCCAAUAAAA
Harpia harpyja (harpy eagle) is the source of this 2165-nucleotide messenger RNA. It is a transcript of the gene EHD2, whose product is annotated as EH domain containing 2. The transcript is spliced from 5 exons. The coding region runs from base 496 to 2106 and encodes 536 amino acids. Gene Ontology annotation, biological process: endocytosis; endosomal transport. Gene Ontology annotation, cellular component: cytoplasm; plasma membrane. The record is from RefSeq and is a predicted model, not a curated record. NCBI's taxonomy places the organism in Eukaryota, Metazoa, Chordata, Aves, Accipitriformes, Accipitridae. Gene Ontology annotation, molecular function: calcium ion binding; protein binding; GTP binding.